AUGUUGGAAUAAAUUUUUGGAUAUUUAAAUCAAAUAGUUGAUUUUUAUUAAGAACUUUAUGAUUAUAAAAUUGUAAAGAAAACAGAAGAUUAUGAUUUCUUAUUACCUGACGAAAAUCUAUUUGAACAGAAAAAGCUUUAAGUGCUUAUGGAUAAAAAAUGAUUUAGAAACCAUAAGAACCAUGCAUAUUUGUUUAGACAACUAAAAACAUUAACUAAGUAANUGCAAAAAAUUAGGGAUGCGUAUUUGAUUACAAGAAGAAAACAUGCAGUGAUUUUAAAGGGUGUUCAUUUUACGAUUUAUAGUCGCACCAUGAGUGCAGUUUCAAUCUUCCUUCUAAUUGUUAUUAUGAUUCAGAACUCAAAAGGUGUGAAGAUUAAUCUUAGCUUCCCAAAGCUACUAUUAUCGUAGUGUUUUCAUGGAAGAGAAGGACUUUGUGUUGUUAAAGAUGGGAAAUGUUAAGAAUUUACUGAAUGUGAAGAUGUAGCUGGGAAUGAUAUAAGAUUUAAAGAAGCAGGGCUAGCAUGCCGCCGCACUUCUGAAGAUUACCCAUGUGUAAAAAUGAUUGGGGGUUGUUAAUAUGCCACAGAAACAACUUGCUUUGAAGCUCGCGUAAGAAUGAACAGCUAUGAAUCCUACCUUUGUAAAGAAAAAACUGUUUUAAAAGUGGACUGCAUCGAUUGGAAUCCAGCUAACGAAAGUUUAGAUACUUGCCUUUUUGAAUCUUUUGGUACACAUCAUUGGAAAAACAAUAAAUGCGAGAAAUGUUAACCAGGUAAACCAAAUUUUAGCAUAGAAUUAGAAAUAGCGAUUAUACUAUUGUCGCUAACAUUUUGA
Molecule: messenger RNA, 837 nt
Organism: Paramecium octaurelia
Lineage: Eukaryota; Ciliophora; Oligohymenophorea; Peniculida; Parameciidae
Source: the annotation of a GenBank genome assembly